AACUAAAUUUUCAAAAGAAGCCAUUUUGAAAAUUUUAUCUUUAAAAUUAACCUAUUAAAUUUUUACUAUAUUUUUUCUCUAUUCAACUUUAAGUAGAAGUCAUAAGAAUUUCUCUCUCGUUCAGAAUCUGGAAGUUGCAGAAUCAGCUGUCAAAUAUUUCAGACGAACUCAUGAUUAUGUGAAUUUGUAAAUAAAAAAAUGCCGAGUUAUAAUUAUAAAUGUAAAUGCAACGAGCCGGCAAAAAAAUCAAUUGUGAAGAAAGAAGGUCAUAAUAAAGGCCGUGAAUUUUAUGCAUGUGCUAAACAACCAGGUCACAAUUGUAAUUUUUUUAAAUGGGAAAAUAAAAACUCUUCUCAGUCCCAGGAAGAUGAAGGGCCAUGGGAUGGUGAUGGAGUAAUUUGUAUAUGUGGUGGCCCCGCUCAAAAAUUUAUAGUAAAAAAAGAUGGACCCAAUAAAGGUCGGUAUUUUUACGGCUGUCCCAAAGCUCAAGACAGUACUUGUAAAUUUUUUCAAUGGGUAGAAAACGUGAACAUUGAAAAAAACACAACUGAGUAUGACGUUGAUAAUUUUGAAUGGGAUGAUGAUGAUGAUGAUGAUCCAGGAUGUCCUCAGCAAUCAGUACAGAAUAAAAAUGAUAAAAAACAGAUUGUAGUUUGUGUUUGUGGAGAUCCAGCUCGCCAAUUUGUUGUCAAGAAAGAAGGAGCCAAUAAAGGCAGGUCCUUCUACGGUUGUCCCAGAGGUCAAGAAAGCACUUGUGGAUUUUUCCAAUGGGUUGAAAAUGUAAACAGUGACGAGUAUGACGUCAAUGAUUAUCAGUGGGAUGAUGACGGGGAUGACAGCGAUGAUCGAGGAGCCUUACAGGAACCAGUUCAAAAAAAUAAAAACGAAAGCGGAGAGGAUGUAGUUUGCGUUUGUGGAGAACCAGCUCGAAAAUUUGUGGUAAAGAAAGAAGGAGCCAACAAAGGCAGGUCCUUCUACGGCUGUCCCAGAGGUCAAGAAAGCACUUGUAGAUUUUUUCAAUGGGCAGAUAUUGAUGUUGCCGCCCGGAAACAACCUUCCGCCGUUCAACAACCUGAUAAUAAUUUUGACUGCCAGUGGGAUGAGGACGAUUGGGGUGAUGAUCAAAAUAGACCCGCCGAUCAAUACAAUAGACCGUUGAACUCGGGUGGAAACCAAGUCAGGUGUAUUUGCGGUCAGCCAGCUCGAAAACAAAUCGUGCAAAAGGACGGCCCGAACAAAGGCAAAGAGUUUUACACAUGCUCAAAGGAUUCUCCUAAAUCAUGCGGAUUUUUCGAUUGGGCGCAAGAUUAUUCUACUAGACAACCCAGCAACCAACAGCCCAGUCCUUCUCAAUCCCAAAAAAAACUCGUUCAACUUAAAAAAGGAACUGGUGUAAAAAAAUACGGUUCGCUUUUUUAAUUUUUUUUAUUUAUACUCAACUUUAUUUAUUACUAUUUUAUACUAGACACUUAAAUAUUUCAUUAAAUUAUAAUGAAAAAGUAAUAAAAAUAAUCAGUAUCAACUAUAAAUUUUUUAAAUGAUCAAUAAAUCAAGAGUUUUAAUAAAUAACUGAUAAAUUUAAUGAUUCGUUAUUAAUUUAUUUUACAGUACACAUAUAUUACUGAAAAUAUACACAUGAUAAAAUUGCGAUUCAAUAAAGCAAUCUCGACAUUCGUUUGGGUUUCAAAUGUUUAAAAAAAAGAAACAUAUCUAUGAUGUCUUACUUAAUUAUUUAAAUUUAAAUAAUACAUUCAACAAUCUUCUGACCUCCACCGAACAAUAAUCUCCCAACUCAUCAUCAUCAUCUUCGUCAUCUCACUACAACACAGCCAAACGCUUUCAUCACAUUCUCGUCGUUAUUACUCAUACCUUACACAUCUUUAUUAUCUGUUGUUACAUUUUAUAUUCACAAA
This is a messenger RNA of Microplitis mediator, 1913 nucleotides long. RefSeq names its product DNA topoisomerase 3-alpha-like. The record is from RefSeq and is a predicted model, not a curated record. Bases 199 to 1419 code for a protein of 406 amino acids. The transcript has 5 exons. NCBI's taxonomy places the organism in Eukaryota, Metazoa, Arthropoda, Insecta, Hymenoptera, Braconidae. Gene Ontology annotation, molecular function: zinc ion binding.